This is a messenger RNA of Racocetra persica, 214 nucleotides long. NCBI's taxonomy places the organism in Eukaryota, Fungi, Glomeromycota, Glomeromycetes, Diversisporales, Gigasporaceae. The record is from the annotation of a GenBank genome assembly.
AUUAAUUUUAAAAAUAACGCACGUCUCGCUCGAUUGGAUGUGCAAAUACUGUUGGCCAGUAGCCAAACAACUAACCAUUACAUGCUGGACCGGUGGAAUGAUUUUGGUUAUCCCUUGAUGAUGUUUAUGUCACGGGCUUUUGUCACUUUGAUCAUUGAGCCAGGAAUAUGGAUCGCUUCAAAAAUUAAAUAUCUUGCAAGAAUUUCAUGGUAUU